AUUUGAUUUGGUCUAAUAAACAUCGGUGAACCGAGUCCGAGGAUAGCUGUAAAUAGUUGAGAAAAAGACUCAAAUCAAAACACCCGGGAUUACUGUGACAGUGCAAGUGUGUGAGUGCUAAUCCGUGAAUAUACACAUAUACCCAAACGUAUACGCCAUGAAAACCUUCAUCCUAAUGUCCUGCCUGGCUCUGGCCGCGGCGCGCCCUGAAGCUGGCUACAACUACAACCGUCCCGGUGGCGGCGGUGGCAGCAUUGGCGGUGGUGGAUUCGGAGGCAGCUCCGGUGGCGGAUUCGGCGGCUCCAGUGGAGGCGGCGGCGGGUUCGGUGGCGGAUUCGGUGGCGGCUCAGGAGGCGGUGGCGGAUUCGGCGGCGGCGGCGGCGGCUUCGGUGGCGGAUCCGGCGGUGGUUUCGGAGGCGGCAUCGGCGGUGGAUUCGGAGGCGGCGGCGGCGGUGGCGGUACCACUUUGGUGCAGAAGCACAUCUAUGUGCACGUGCCACCACCAGAGCAGGAGGAAGUGCGUCAGCGACCCAACCUGCCCGUCGGCCAGGCCCAGAAGCACUACAAGAUCAUCUUCAUUAAGGCGCCAUCUCCACCCUCGUACCAGGCUCCAGUCAUCCCGCUGCAGCCCCAGAACGAAGAGAAGACCCUGGUCUACGUGCUGGUCAAGAAGCCCGAGGAUCAGCAAGACAUUGUCAUUCCCACGCCAGCACCCACGCAGCCCUCCAAGCCCGAAGUCUACUUCAUCAAGUACAAGACCCAAAAGGAGGGCGGCGGCGGCGGCGGCAUUGGAGGCGGCAUCGGUGGCGGCAUCGGUGGCGGCAUUGGCGGUGGCAUCGGCGGCGGCAUCGGCGGCGGCAACGGUGGAUUCACCCAGACCAACACUGGCAGCGGCUACACAACUGGCGGCGGUGAUGGCGGCUUCUCUGGCGGUGAUCUCUCAGGCGGUGGCAUCUCGGCGCCGUCGAGCAACUACGGCCCACCCGGCAAGUCUGGCCCCUAUUAAGCAGCAGCUCGGAAUAGAACUCACACCUCGAUCUAACUACAAUCGGACAAACAGACAAUCACACACUCGGUUCAAGCUGCUGACUAGUCCUGUCGUUGACGCGCUAACACUCAACUCUUCCCACACUCAACACUACAACUGCGACUUGACCCAAUACUCUGGACGAGAAGACGUACCCAGUAUCCGUUCCAGUCCCCAACCGAAUGGGCGCCUCUGUCGUCCGACACUUUUGUAUAUAAAAAUGUUUCCGACUUUCCACACUCACCAAGCAUCACUCGAGGCAUCACCAUUUUCAUCUCUUCC
Drosophila arizonae is the source of this 1309-nucleotide messenger RNA. It is a transcript of the gene TwdlT, whose product is annotated as TweedleT. NCBI's taxonomy places the organism in Eukaryota, Metazoa, Arthropoda, Insecta, Diptera, Drosophilidae. Gene Ontology annotation, biological process: chitin-based cuticle development. The record is from RefSeq and is a predicted model, not a curated record. Gene Ontology annotation, cellular component: chitin-based extracellular matrix. Gene Ontology annotation, molecular function: structural constituent of chitin-based larval cuticle.